Messenger RNA from Brachypodium distachyon (stiff brome), 4408 nucleotides. Its product is annotated as pentatricopeptide repeat-containing protein At3g29230. The record is from RefSeq and is a predicted model, not a curated record. Gene Ontology annotation, biological process: RNA modification. The transcript has 6 exons. Gene Ontology annotation, molecular function: protein binding; RNA binding. Lineage: Eukaryota; Viridiplantae; Streptophyta; Magnoliopsida; Poales; Poaceae. The coding region runs from base 26 to 1774 and encodes 582 amino acids.
UCGUUUCAAAAUUUCCAGGCCAAGCAUGUCUCCUUCGCCUCCCCUCGCGCUGUCGUUCCUCCUCUCCCGCCUCCGCGCCUGCACCUCCGCCUCCCACGCGCUCCAAUGCCACGCCCUCCUCCUCACCUCCGGCCACCUCGCCGCCUCCCCGCUCCGCCUCUCCAACCUCCUCCUCCUCGCCCUCGCCUCGGCCUCCGCAGUUUCCCACGCCGACGCCGUCUUCGCCCGCCUCCUCCCGGGUCCCGCCUCCCGCGACGCCUUCCCCUGGAACACCCUCAUCCGCCUCCACGCCCCCGCCAGCCCCCGCAAUGCCCUCGCCUACUUCGCUUGCAUGCGCCGUGCCGCGGUGGAACCCGACGCCUACACCUUCCCCGCCGUCCUCAAGGCGUGCGCCUGCGGGGUCCUCGGGCUACCGGUGCACGCCGAGGCCGUCAGGACGGGGAUGGAUGGUGACCUGUUCACGAGGAACGCGCUCGUCAGCUUCUACUGCAGGAUCGGGGACUGCCGGUCUGGGCGGAAGGUGUUCGAUCACGGCGCGCGGGACCUCGUUUCGUGGAACUCCAUGGUGGCGGGGUACGUUGCCUGUGGGGAGUUGGAGCUUGCGCAGGAGCUGUUCGACGGAAUGCCUCUUAGGGAUGCGUUCUCCUGGGCCACCAUGAUUGAUGCCUAUGGGAAGCGGUCUGGAGGUGUAGACCGUGCGCGGGAGUUGUUUGAUGAAACGCCCAACAGGGAUUUAGUGUGCUGGUGCUCGAUGAUCGAUGGAUAUGCUAGGCAGGGGAGGAUGGAUGAGGCGAGGGCGCUGUUCGAGGAGAUGCCUGAGAGGAAUGUGAUCUCAUGGAGCAUCGUUGUUGAUGGGUAUGUCAGGUGUGGGGAGCCUUCGGAGGCUUUGGAACUUUUUCAAAGGAUGCUGAGGUGCGGUAUCAAGCCUGAUAGGGUCGCUGCGGUUGGGGCUUUCACGGCUUGUGCGCAGCUGGGAGCUCUGGAACAAGGCAGGUGGCUACACUCUUACUUGGAGAAGAAGAAGGUUUUGUUUGAUGUUGUGGUGCAGACAGCAUUGAUAGAUAUGUACAUGAAAUGUGGCCGCUUGGAUCUUGGAAAGUUGAUCUUUGAAAGCAUGCCUGACAAGAGCGUAGUUACUUGGAAUGUGAUGAUUAUUGGGCUUGGAACUCAUAGUUGCGGACUUCAUGCUGUCAAGCUUUUCUACCAGAUGGAGGCUGAAGGAGCACCAAUUGAUGAUCUUAGUGUACUAGCUGUGUUGACUGCUUGCACACAUGCUGGGUUGAUCUCAGAGGGUUUGGGGAUAUUCCAUCGAAUGAGGAAGGAUUUUGGGAUGGAUCCUAAGGUUGAACACUAUGGUGCAUUGGUUGAUCUUCUUGGCCGUGCUGGACAUCUGGAUCAUGCUAGGCAUGCCAUAGAGACAAUGCCCAUGGAACCAACUCCGGAAUUAUGGGGAUCUCUCCUGGCCGCUUGCCGAAGCCAUAGGUGUGUUGAGCUAGCUGAGUUGUCGGUUGAACGUCUAGCGAGUCUUGGAGCAGAUGACUUUGGAGUCUAUGUUCUUCUGUCCAAUAUCUAUGCUGAUGAAGGAAUGUGGGAUGGUGUCUUUAGGAUUAGGAGAUUGAUGAGUGCUGAAGGGAUGAAGAAAGAUAUUGGACGGAGUGUUAUUGAGGUGGAUGGACAAACGCAUGAGUUUGUGAAUGGAGGCAGUUCACAUUCUUGUAAGGAUGAAGUUCACUUGAUGCUGCAGAAUUUAUCGAACAUGGUAGCAUCUAUUUGAUUGCUUUCUUGUGCACCAAAUGAGUUGAAUCCUUCGGCAUGAUGCCUGUUGCUUUAACAAUCGAGGCAUGCAGUACUGCGAUGCUGGUGGACAAGGAGCUCUGGAAAACUCUGCUGUGCCCAAACCUCUCUUUCUGAAGCUGCUUGGCAUGAUGAACAUUUGCAAACGUGAGUUUCCUUAUAAGAAAAACAGCCUUUCAGGAACAUGAAGUGUUUGCUUGGAACUCUCUGGCUUAUUUCCUAAAGGACUUUGGCGAUAGCAACAUGAUAAAAAAUCACACCUGGUAGAUGGAAGCGAGCUACAUCCGAAGUGCUAUCAGUUUACCAGUUAAACAGGCUUAACCACAAGUUUGGUCCUGAUCAAGAAGUCUUUGAAUCAUCGUAGCGUUGGUCAGAAUGAAGACAAACCAAGCUCAUAUUGAAAGCUGAAAUCAUCCAGAUAGUAUGCAAUAAAUCGAAUCUUCGAGAUAGUAUGUAGCCACUUAUUCCCAUCUACUUUCUAUAUUUUGUUAGUAACUAUUGUUGAACCAGAAAUGGAAUUUGAUCUUGAUAAUGCAGGAAGUUCCCAUCUAAGCAUAAAAACUGCAAAGACUGAACCAAGGUUCUCUUUGGGUUUAUUUCAAAUUCACUGUUUUCCACAUUAUAAAAGUGUUCUGAAUAUCUGAUGUCCUGACAGUAGACAUUUUCUUGGAUGACCAUGGCUGGCCCUGUUUUUGGUGUCAUGUAUGCUCCCGAUCUAGAAGCAUGCUCUAGUUUAGAUUAGAAUAUAAUGACGUUAGGAAUGGUUUGCACUAUGGAGAUUUGAAGGAGCAGCAGCCUGCAGGGCCAUGUUGUUCACUACUGUAGUCACUUGACCUUUUGUGCAUGACCCGUAUAUCAUACUCCCUCCGUCCCAAAAUAAGUGACGUGGAUUUGUACCAAAAAGUAGCACCGGAUUCAAUUCCCGAAAACCGGAAAUCAGUUCCUUCCUCACUCAAGAAGGGCAAGAAUCUAUACAAUUCCAUGUCACUUAUUUUGGGACGGAGGGAGUACUAUGUUGGGUCCAAGGCAGGCAUCUUGUGCCAUGCAAAAGAAAAUAGCUCGAGAUGGAUUCUCCUGCUUAGUUCCAUGUGAAUGCCUUGUUCCUUGCAUGCAGGACCACCUCACAGGGAGCAACUAUGACCACUUCUUGUUUUCUUAAGAAAAUGGUGACCAACUUCUACCGCCAAAAGGUAGCACUAGGGCCGCUGAAUGGCAGCUUUUUAUUCCUCUCACCGUAUGUCUCUCAUAAUGCCACUGGAUUGAUCUUUCUUUUUCUCUUUGUCUUUUGAGGACAUCUACGUGCUGGUGCCAAAGCUAUUUGAAGCUGCACUAAAGCAAAUGGUAAACUUGCUAUCUUCAGCUCUUCACGUACCUUGCACUAGCAGAGAACAAUCUUUUGUUGCCCAUGGGUCAAAUGGACUUGCCAAAGUAAAACAUGGUUCUGCAGGUGGUUGUUAACUUGUUACCAUGGAAAGAGAAAUGGCACGAAAUCCCAUGAAAACUGAAGAUGCCCAGGGUGGAGAGAAGAUACUGUCAACUUCAGGUCGAACAGAAGAAUAUUUACAGCAUUUAUACACAUUUCCAGUCUGCAGCUCUAAGGCUGUUCAAGCAGAAGACUUCAUGGUUCAUGCAGAGCCAUGGCAUGUAGAAUGAGGGGGCAAUUAUUUGUGCCAAUCAAAUACAGUGCGCGAAAUCUGAGCGGGAAACUUAUUCAGUGAAAGAGCACGCUUACCUAGGCGUCAAUAGUAAACUUAUAUUGAGUGAAAGAACAUGCUUCAAGGAACUUGCUGUGCAGCCUGUGCUUGGGAUGGUCAUGGUGAUGAAAGACAAGGAGAAGCACAGGCACAGCCAUACAGGUACGGCGUGUCAUCUCUGAGCAAUGAGCAUGUAAGGGGUAUGUUUCCAGAGGGUGGGCACUGGGAAAGUAGCUUUGGACUCUGCAUUUCGGGUGAGAAAGUGGUGUGGCGGAGGUGCCUGGAUUCUGCAUUUCUCUUUCCCUAGUUCUUGCUCUGUUCAUGAAUGCCACUCCUCCUCCAACCCGACGGCGUGGGCUGCAUCUGGAUUUUGGGAUAACAUCCAGAGCCGUACCGUGCGCAGUCUGGCGAUUUCCUGCAGAGAGCAAAUUCUCGGAAGCUCUGGGCCUGCGCCCUGCGGUGCGUUGGUCACAUUGUUUAUGUGUAUGUUCGUCUUCUCAUCUCUUUCCCUUGAAGAUGUAGUACUAGUUGGCCUUGGAUACGGCCAUCUGGAUUGUGUUCGGCGCUUGUUGCUUUCAGUCUCCGAGCAGUUAACCAGUUGCCAACUUGCCAGUACCACCGGGAGAUGCUGGUAGUCACGAGACUCCAAUCGGCUCAAGAUUUGGUCCAAUCUGAUCGAUAAUCAAAGGGGCACUGCAUGCUGCUGGUUCUCCAAGUCAGGACAUGCUGUUGGCCGAAAAGCAUUCAGCGUGUAAAAAUCAUUGCCCUGCCAGGAUCUACCGAAUAUAUUUCACUAGUCAGCACAUUGUCGUGCUGAGGGGGACUUGUGUUUGAGCCCCACGGAUCCCAAGGAUGUACUGGUACACCGAGCUAAGGACAUCAGCUAAAGACAUAUGCAAGAAUACACUCGACUAGAAACA